Molecule: messenger RNA, 1773 nt
Organism: Aspergillus mulundensis
Lineage: Eukaryota; Fungi; Ascomycota; Eurotiomycetes; Eurotiales; Aspergillaceae
Gene: btgE
Product: putative cell wall glucanase (Scw11)
Exons: 2
Coding region: 1-1773 (590 amino acids)
Biological process (GO): cell wall organization
Cellular component (GO): extracellular region; fungal-type cell wall; cell surface
Molecular function (GO): 1,3-beta-glucanosyltransferase activity; glucan endo-1,3-beta-D-glucosidase activity
Source: RefSeq, a predicted model, not a curated record
AUGAGGGGAGCUAUCCUGGCCACCGCGGCCGCCUUUGCCGGCACCGCCGUUGCGGACAUGCACAUGCGCCGCCAUGCUCACGAGGGUCUUCACCACCGCGCCCUCCACGCCCCCUCCGCCGCUCCCGAGGAGGAGUGCGGCUGCACAACCGAGGUCAUCACCUACUGGGGCGAGCCAACCACCAUCCCCCUUCCGGUCACCACCAGCACCAGCACCCCCGUCGAGGUCCCUACCAGCACCGUGACCUCCGAGACCACUCAGACCGUCGAGUCGACCAGCACCAGCACCGUCACGGUCACUGCUACGUCCUCUGCUUCUCCGGUCGAGACUCCCUCCGAGGUCCCCUCCGAGACUCCCGUCGAGACUCCGGUCGAAACCCCUGUGGUCACUCUCCCUACCCCCGGCGUGACCAGCUACUCGGAGACUGGUACCUACACCAUCCCCGCCACCACGCUCACCGUCACCGACACGACCACUGUCUGCGGUGCUACCACCACCGACCUCCCCAGCGGUACCCACACCUACGGAGGUGUCACCACCAUCGUUGAGACCGCUACGACUAUCACCUGCCCCUACGCCACCGUCAAGCCCACCGGCAGCACCGUCACCAGCGUCAUCGAGACCACGACCUACGUCUGCCCCUCCGCUGGCACCUACACCAUCGCCCCUACGACCACCUACGUGCCCACCUCCACCGUGGUCGUCUACCCCACCCCGGCCACCGUCACCCCUGGUACCUACACCAACCCCGGCACCACCGUCACUGUGACUCGCACCGAGGACGUCUACUACUGCCCCUACACCAACGGUAACGAGCCCACCAGCGUUCCUGCUGUCCCCACCUCUGCUGUCCCCACCACCACUGCCGUCCCUACCACUGAGGCCCCUACCACCAGCGCUGUCUCUACCACCAGCGUUGUCCCCACCAGCAGCAGCACCAGCUCCUCUGCCACCAGCGUCCCCACCGGUGUCAGCGGUACCCAGAUGGGUAUGACCUUCACUCCUUACAACAACGACGGAACCUGCAUGAGCAAGUCCGAUGUUCUGAGCAAGGUCGCUGUUAUCAAGCAGAAGGGCUUCUCCCACGUUCGUGUCUACGGCACUGACUGCAGCACCCUUGAGUACGUCGGCGAGGCUUGCAAGACCCACAGUCUGCAGAUGAUCCUCGGUGUCAGCGUUGACAGCUCCACUGGCCUUGAGGGCGCUCGUUCCCAGUUCUCCGACAUCACCAGCUGGGGCCAGUGGGACCUUGUCUCUCUCAUCGCUGUCGGUAACGAAGUCGUUAACCAGAAGAUUGCCUCUGCUGCUCAGCUCGCCAGCUUCAUCUCCGAGGCCGCCAGCGCUUUCUCCGCUGCCGGCUACACUGGUCAGGUCACCACUGCUGAGCCCAUUGAUACCUGGCUCGCCAGCGGCUCUACUCUCUGCCCUGUUGUUGACAUCCUCGGUGCCAACCUUCACCCCUUCUUCAACGCUGAGUUCACCGCCGAGGAGGCCGGUACCCUCGUCAGCAACCAGAUCAGCGACCUCAAGGAGGUCUGCUCUGGCAAGGACGUCAUCAACCUCGAGACCGGCUGGCCCAACGCCGGUAACGCCAACGGAAAGGCCGUCCCCGGCGAGGCCGAGCAGACCACCGCCAUCAAGUCCCUUCUCGAGAAGGUCGGCGGUGUCUCCGUCUUCUUCUCCUACGCCAACGACGGCUGGAAGUCCAAGUUCGCUUCCUCUGACACUUACGGUGUUGAGCAGCACUGGGGAUGCAUUGACCAGUUCAAAUAA